AUGUCCUCAGGCAGUGUGAGGUUGGUGAAUGGUGGAAGUCGCUGUGCUGGGAGAGUGGAGGUUCUUCAGGAUGGUCAGUGGGGAACAGUGUGUGAUGAUGGCUGGGAUCUGGACGAUGCUGCAGUGGUGUGUAGAGAGCUGCACUGUGGGGACGCUGUAGAUGCACCACAAUACAGUCACUUUGGCCCGGGAUCAGGACCAAUCUGGAUGGAUGAAGUGGCGUGUGGAGGAUCAGAGUCGACACUGAAGAACUGUAGAUCAGAUGGGUGGGGUGUAAAUGACUGUAAUCAUGGUGAAGAUGCUGGAGUCACCUGCUCAGGUCACAGAAAGCCGAGACUCUCUGCUGGUCCUCACCGGUGCUCUGGGAGAGUGGAGGUGUUCCAUGGACGUUCCUGGUCCACAGUGUGUGAUGCUGACUUUGACCAGCAGGAUGCAGAGGUUGUGUGCAGAGAGCUGGGCUGUGGGAUUCCUGUGGAGGUGCUGGGAUCAGCUGCUUUUGGCCGAGGGGAGGGUCAGGUGUGGACAGAGGAGCUUCAGUGUAGAGGAACCGAAUCUGAGAUUACCUUCUGUCCAACAUCAUCUUCACUCAAACACUCAACCUGCUCCCAUGACAACGAUGUGGGAUUAAAAUGUUCCGCUCACACAGGGGCACGGCUGGUGAACGGACCGGACUCCUGUUCCGGUCGAGUGGAGCUUCAGUACCUCAGUGAGUGGGGCACAGUUUGUGCUGUAAGCUGGGAUAGGAGAGCUACAGAUGUUCUCUGUGCACAGCUGGAUUGUGGGAGUGCUGUGGCUGUGGUGGAGGUCGAUUGGUUUGGGGAGGGGCGUGGCCCCAUCUGGGCUGAUGUGUUUGAUUGUCAGGGGAAUGAGACACACCUCUCACAAUGUGGCGUCUCAUCAUGGAGUCGAGCUGCAUGCUCUCAUCAACACGAUGCAGGAGUCAUCUGUAAUGGAUCAUCCGUGGCGUUUCAUGAGGGGCGAGUGCGGUUGUCUAGAGGGAGCGAGUGUCAGGGGGAGGUGGAGAUUUAUUUCAGGCAGGACUGGAGGAGAGUUCUCCUGGACUCGUGGAGUCUGUCUGAGGUGUCUGUGCUCUGCAGACAGCUGGGCUGUGGCUCCGUGCUGAACUACCGCUCCUCUCCAUCCACCACUGAACACAAACACAUGUGUGUAACAGGUUUCAGCUGCUCUGGGACUGAAGCUCAUCUGGGGAACUGCAGCAGAGCACAAAAUGUCAGCUGUAGCUCCGGGGAACAGCUGUACAUCACCUGCUCAGACCCCAGGUCCAUCAGGCUGGUUGGUUCUGGUGGAGACUGUGCAGGAAGGCUGGAGGUUUUCCACAGCGGCUCGUGGGGGACAGUGUGUGAUCACUCGUGGGAUAUUGAGGAUGCGCAGGUGGUGUGCAGACAGCUGCAGUGUGGAGAGGCCCUCAGUACCCACAUACCAGCCUGGUUUGGUCCUGGAACUGGGUCCAUAUGGCUGAAUGAGGUGGAGUGUGAGGGGAACGAGACGUCCCUGUGGAACUGCAGAUUUCAGCGGUGUGAAGAGGGUGAAUGUGGACACCAGGAGGACGUAGGAGUCGUGUGCUCAGAGUUUAAAGAGAUCCGACUCACGGAGGGCUGUGAGGGGAAUCUGGAAGUGUUCUACAAUGGAACCUGGGGUAAUGUGUGUCACAAUCAGAUGGAUGAUGAGACAGCAGACAUGGUGUGUCGAGAGCUGAACUGUGGAAGACGUGGCAGUCUGUCAAACACUGCAGCGAGAGUAAAAUAUGCUCCGAACUGGCUGGAUUAUCUGAAGUGUAGGAAACACGACUCUAAUCUGUGGCAGUGUCCAUCUUCACCCUGGGGACAGAACCGCUGUGAUAAUGGUGAUGAGGUGGUUCAUAUUACCUGUACAGGUGGGUGGAUUCAGACUUUUCUGCUUCUGUCCAUUGCCAUAAACUGCAAAAAGUGCUCUUCAUUUCCCUCUCAGAAACAUUGCUCAAAGCACUGGUCUCUCAGGCUGAGGGGAGAUAAGGGAAGCUGCUCUGGGAGGUUGGAGGUGUAUCAUAACGCUACAUGGGGCUCCGUUUGUGAUGAUCAGUGGAACAUCAGGAACGCUCAGGUGGUGUGCAGACAGCUGGGCUGUGGGUCGGCGCUGAGAGCUGAGAGGAAUGUUCCUGGUCCUGGUGAAGGGACGAUCUGGCUGAACAGAGUGAAGUGUCGAGGGGAUGAGAUUCACCUGUGGGACUGUCAUCAUUCCCUGAAGAUACACACUGACUGCUCUCAUGCUGGAGUCACCUGUGCAGGCAGUGUGAGGUUGGUGAAUGGUGGAAGUCGCUGUGCUGGGAGAGUGGAGGUUCUUCAGGAUGGUCAGUGGGGAACAGUGUGUGGUGAUGACUGGGAUCUGGACGAUGCUGCAGUGGUGUGUGGAGAGCUGGGCUGUGGCGAGCCUGUAAAUGCACCACAAUACAGUCACUUUGGACCGGGAUCAGGACCAAUCUGGCUGGUUGGUGUGCAGUGUAGAGGAUCAGAGUUGACACUGAAGAACUGUAGAUCAUAUGGGAGGGGGGAUUACUGCGGUCACGGUCAGGAUGCUGGAGUCACCUGUUCAGGUCAGGGUUCGAGACUCUCUGCUGGUCCUCACCGGUGCUCUGGGAGAGUGGAGGUGCUUCAUGGAGGUUCCUGGUCCACAGUGUGUGAUGCUGACUUUGACCAGCAGGAUGCAGAGGUUGUGUGCAGAGAGCUGGGCUGUGGGAUUCCUGUGGAGGUGCUGGGAUCAGCUGCUUUUGGCCGAGGGGAGGGUCAGGUGUGGACAGAGGAGCUUCAGUGUAGAGGAACCGAAUCUGAGAUUUACUUCUGUCCAACAUCAUCUUCACUCAAACACUCAACCUGCUCCCAUGACAACGAUGUGGGAUUAAAAUGUUCUGGUCACACAGGGGCGCGGCUGGUGAACGGACUGGACUCCUGUUCCGGUCGAGUGGAGCUCCAGUACCUCAGUGAGUGGGGCACAGUUUGUGCUGUAAGCUGGGAUAGGAGAGCUGCAGAUGUUCUCUGUGCACAGCUGGAUUGUGGGAGUGCUGUGGCUGUGGUGGAGGUCGACUGGUUUGGGGAGGGGCGUGGCCACAUCUGGGCUGAUGUGUUUGAUUGUCAGGGGAAUGAGACACACCUCUCACAAUGUGGCGUCUCAUCAUGGAAUCGAGCUGCAUGCUCUCAUCAACACGAUGCUGGAGUCAUCUGUAAUGGAUCAUCCGUGGCAUUUCAUGAGGGGCGAGUGCGGUUGUCUGGAGGGAGCGAGUGUCAGGGGGAGGUGGAGAUUUAUUUCAGGCAGGACUGGAGGAGAGUUCUCCUGGACUCGUGGAGUCUGUCUGAGGCGUCUGUGGUCUGCAGACAGCUGGGCUGUGGCUCCGUGCUGAACUACCGCUCCUCUCCAUCCACCACUGAACACAAACACAUGUGUGUAACGGGUUUCAGCUGCUCUGGGACUGAGGCUCAUCUGGGGAACUGCAGCAGAGCACAAAAUGUCAGCUGCAGCUCCAGGGAACAGCUGUACAUCACCUGCUCAGGUAAGUUUGACUCAGACCCCAGGUCCAUCAGGCUGGUUGGUUCUGGUGGAGACUGUGCAGGAAGGCUGGAGGUUUUCCACAGCGGCUCGUGGGGGACAGUGUGUGACGACUCGUGGGAUAUUGAGGAUGCGCAGGUGGUGUGCAGACAGCUGCAGUGUGGAGAGGCCCUCAGUACCCACAUACCAGCCUGGUUUGGUCCUGGAACUGGGUCCAUAUGGCUGAAUGAGGUGGAGUGUGAGGGGAACGAGACGUCCCUGUGGAACUGCAGAUUUCAGCGGUGUGAAGAGGGUGAAUGUGGACACCAGGAGGACGUAGGAGUCGUGUGCUCAGAGUUUAAAGAGAUCCGACUCACGGAGGGCUGUGAGGGGAAUCUGGAAGUGUUCUACAAUGGAACCUGGGGUAAUGUGUGUCACAAUCAGAUGGAGCAGGAGUUAGAAACAGCAGACAUGGUGUGUCGAGAGCUGAACUGUGGAAGGCGUGAGCGUUUUGACUCAGGCAGAGCGAGAGUAAAAUCUGCUCCGAACUGGCUGGAUCAUCUGAAGUGUAGGAAACACGACUCUAAUCUGUGGCAGUGUCCAUCUUCACCCUGGGGACAGAACCGCUGUGAUAAUGGUGAUGAGGUGGUUCAUAUUACCUGUACAGGUGGGUGGAUUCAGACUUUUCUGCUUCUGUCCUGCUCUUCAUUUCCCUCUCAGAAACAUUGCUCAAAGCGCUGGUCUCUCAGGCUGAGGGGAGAUAAGGGAAGCUGCUCUGGGAGGUUGGAGGUGUAUCAUAACGCUACGUGGGGCUCCGUUUGUGAUGAUCAGUGGAACAUCAGGAACGCUCAGGUGGUGUGCAGACAGCUGGACUGUGGGUCGGCGCUGAGAGCUGAGAGGAAUGUUCCUGGUCCUGGUGAAGGGACGAUCUGGCUGAACAGAGUGAAGUGUCGAGGGGAUGAGAUUCACCUGUGGGACUGUCAUCAUUCCCUCAAGAACCACACUGACUGCUCUCAUGCUGGAGUCACCUGUGCAGACAUAUCCACUGUGUCCACUACAAUACCCAUCACUACCACCACUACAUCAGGAGACAGUCCAGAAGAUUAUGAUGAUGUCAUCACUGAGGAACAGGAUGUAGGAGAGACAAAGUGA
Molecule: messenger RNA, 4668 nt
Organism: Neoarius graeffei (lesser salmon catfish)
Lineage: Eukaryota; Metazoa; Chordata; Actinopteri; Siluriformes; Ariidae
Product: deleted in malignant brain tumors 1 protein-like
Exons: 19
Coding region: 1-4668 (1555 amino acids)
Cellular component (GO): membrane
Source: RefSeq, a predicted model, not a curated record